Messenger RNA from Aspergillus luchuensis, 315 nucleotides. RefSeq lists its product as uncharacterized. The record is from RefSeq and is a predicted model, not a curated record. Bases 1 to 315 code for a protein of 104 amino acids. The transcript has a single exon. Lineage: Eukaryota; Fungi; Ascomycota; Eurotiomycetes; Eurotiales; Aspergillaceae.
AUGACAGUCAAGCUUGAGGCCCAGAUUGAGGUCGACAGUGUCCUCGCCGAACCCGCUUUACUUGAGGAAAUUGACAGGUUAUUCGCCUGCAAUGUGGGCGAAUACAUCAAUCUACCACAACUGGUCGUGGUCGGAGAUCAAUCCAGUGGCAAGAGCUCUGUGCUGGAGGGCUUGACAAAGCUGAAAUCUCCCCGAAACACUGGUCUUUGCACACGGUUUGCCACGCAGAUCAUUUUCCGGAGAGAUCCGAGCUUGAAGGGGAGGAAAAUCUCUGGCUUGAUCAUUUCAACAACGAACAAAGAUUUAAAAGGAUAA